Actinia tenebrosa (Australian red waratah sea anemone) is the source of this 1787-nucleotide messenger RNA. RefSeq lists its product as uncharacterized. The record is from RefSeq and is a predicted model, not a curated record. NCBI's taxonomy places the organism in Eukaryota, Metazoa, Cnidaria, Anthozoa, Actiniaria, Actiniidae.
CGUUCGAAGUGACCGAUACCUUAAAGGAAAGGACCAUGAGACUCGCAGCUCUUCUUUCAGCAUUAUUCUGCAUCACUGGAACCAUCUCACAAGAUGAUCGUCAUCCAGGAUUUCUGUUUGAUAACCAUCCUGGUUACAUUCUGUCUUUACCUGCCAACAUGACCAAAGUCAAACAGAUGUCCACCAAAGUGUCCAGCAAGAUGGAUUGUGUGUUCGCUUGCGUUGAAACGUCUUGGUGUCKUUCGAUCAAUUUUAAAAUCACUGCUGAGAUAGACAAACAUCACAUUUGCGAGCUGAUAGGAACUGAUAACAAUACAAGCCCUGAGUACUUGAUCCAAGACGAAAACUUUACUCAUAUGGACAUAAAGAACCUACCAUGUGAAAACAAUCCUUGCCUUAACGAUGGAAAGUGCGUACCACACGAGAACAGGAUGGAAUACCACUGCGAGUGCAAAGAAGGAUGCAAAGGAGAAAAAUGCCAAGAUGUAAAUGGUGGAUGGAGUGGCUAUUCACCUUGGUAUUCGUGCAGCAGGACCUGUGGUGGAGGGACACAGAAGAGAAUCCGUACUUGCACCAACCCACCCCCAGCUCACGAUGGAAACCCAUGUUCUGGUCCGGCAGAAGAGACCCAAAGAUGUAACACACACCCAUGCCCAGUAAAUGGUGGAUGGAGUAGCUAUUCAGCUUGGUCUUCGUGCAGCAGGAUCUGUGGUGGAGGGACACGGAGGAGAACCCGUACUUGCACCAACCCACCACCAGCUCACGGUGGAAACAUUUGUUCUGGUCCGGCAGAAGUGACCCAAAGAUGUAACACACACCCAUGCCCAGUAAAUGGUGGAUGGAGUAGCUAUUCAGCUUGGUAUUCGUGCAGCAGGACCUGUGGUGGAGGGACGCGGAGGAGAACCCGUACUUGCACCAACCCACCACCAGCUUACGGUGGAAACCUUUGUUCUGGUCCGGGAGAAGUGACCCAAAGAUGUAACACAAACACAUGCCCAGCUCUCCGGCRAAAUUGUGCAGAGAUUCGCAGUUCAGGCCAAGGACGAAACGGCGUGUACACAGUAAAACCAAACAGUCAACGAUCCUUCCAAGUCUACUGUGAUAUGACAACUAAUGGAGGGGGAUGGACUUUGAUCGGUCGCUUUUCUAACAGAGACACAAAGAACUGGAUGAGAGACGAUGCCUAUUGGUGGUAUGACGUCAUGACAGGUCAAGGAAGCACCACAAGUACGUCUGUCAAUCAAGACAUGAUAUCCCCCGCCUUCUGGUUUAUCAAUGGAAGCGAGAUCAAGAUCACACGAUCUAGCGAUUCAACUCACACUGCUCUACUAMGAACCACAUCCARCUGUCUGGGAUACCGUACAUUUCGUUCAAAGAUAGCAAGCUAUGGGAACUUCCGCAACGGUGUUGUCUGGGCGAAUAACAGAUGUCUUGGAAGCUGUAGUGUAGCGUAUGGUGGCCAAUACUCCUCUACUGAUGGAUUCUCUCAAGCACGAUGCAACAGCAAUCUCCAAAGUCAUAAUAGGAUCGGGUUUUGGUGUCAUUGGAGUGCUGAUGGAGCAGUGAUGAUGAUUGGUGGAGGGGGUGACACAUGCGCAAGAGCUGACCAUGGUAUCGGUAUUACAGAAGAGAACGCAGCUGAUUUUUCUACUACAGUAGUCGAGUGUGACUUCGGAGAUAUUGUAGCCCAAGGWAGUGGUGUUUGUCAGUCAUCAUCGUAUGCACUUAAUUUGUGGAUUCGAUGAAUUUUGUUAUACGUACAUUUCAUCGUAUUUAAUAACAUAUGC